Penicillium angulare is the source of this 1020-nucleotide messenger RNA. RefSeq lists its product as uncharacterized. The record is from RefSeq and is a predicted model, not a curated record. Bases 1 to 1020 code for a protein of 339 amino acids. The transcript has a single exon. NCBI's taxonomy places the organism in Eukaryota, Fungi, Ascomycota, Eurotiomycetes, Eurotiales, Aspergillaceae.
AUGACACGAUCUGUCUUUCUCAUUGGUCCUGGAUUCAUUGGAGGAGAAGUCUUAGACUACCUUCUGCAGGAGAAUUACAAGGUCACCACGCUGAUACGCCGACAAUCAGCUGUUGCGGAUUACGCCAAGCUGGGUGUCGAAACCGUUAUUGGCAGUCUCGAUGAUGACACCAUCAGGAAGCAAGUCGUUGUUAGUGACAUUGUUUUCCAUACGGCGACUGCAGACCACCUGCCCUCAGUUCAAGCCGUGCUUGAAGGAAUCAGAGAGCGGGAUUCCAAAGGCCUAGAAACGAUAUACAUUCACACCAGUGGUGCCAGCCUACUGGCUGACACAGCGGCUGGUAACUACAAGAGCAAUGUCAUCUUUGAUGAUGAGAACCCUGCCCAAAUUGAUGCACUUCCGGACUCUGCGCCCCACCGCUUGAUCGAUCUAGCCAUUGUUCGCGCCAGAAAAGAAUUGGCGAACUCCAAGAUGGCUAUCAUGAUUCCACCCGUAAUCUAUGGUAUCAGCAGUCGCGAAAAGCGUACAUCAAUCCAACUACCCACAAUUGCCCGUUACUCUCUAAAGCACGGGUACGCUGGUCAGAUCGGAAAGGGACUUGCAAUCUGGAAUCAGGUCCAUGUCAAGGAUCUGGCACGCGGAUAUAUGACACUUCUCCAUUGGCUCGAAACUACUUCCACGAGUGAAGUUGUUCCAAAUCCCUACUUCUUUUGUGAAAAUGGCGAAGAGCUCUCUUGGGGUGAAUGCUCUCAUGAGAUUGGCCGCAUUCUCAAGGAGAUCGGCCGCCUCGAUAAUGCGGAACCCAAGACGAUUCCUCCCGAAAACUAUGGCGACAUUUUUGCGGACUACACGGAGACUGUUGCUGGGUCAAACUCUCGGAACCGUGCAAGUCGACUCCGGAAGCUUGGAUGGAAGCCAUCUGAGAAGAACACGUUUGCUUCUCUAGCUGAAGAUGAGAUCCCAGCAAUCGUCAAAGAAACCGGCGAGUUUAGUGGCUAUGCCAAGCCCGUGGCUUCAUAA